AUGGCCACCAAAUAUCAGAACAUAUUCGCCGCCCUGGACUCGGAUGAGGAGGACACGCCACGUGUGAACAAGAAGGCUACGUCAACCCUGUCGGCUAAUGUAGCGCUAAAUAAGCCUGCCGCUGGUAACAAGAAGUCUGGUAACAAAAGAGUCCCUGUGGGUGACAAGCCGCGCAGCCCAAAUGACGGUAGCCGUGCUCCUCGUGAACGUGGUGACCGUGGCGACCGUGGCGACUGUGUGACCGUCGGCACGGGCCGUGGCAAGGAGUCAAUCAAGCAGGGCGGUGGUGCCCACAACUGGGGCAACAAAGCUGAUCCGAACGAACAACUGGUCGAAGCCGCCUUCCAGGAGGGUGCAAAGCCCGUGUCGGACGAAGAGGCAGCUGCAGAUGAAGUUGCUCCUGAGGAGGAAGAAGAAGAGGAGGUCCAGCUCACUCUCGAUGAAUACCUUGAGAAGCAAAAGUCGUCUCGCUCGGGUGACCUGUUUGCUGAUGUUGAGGUUCGUCAGGUGACCAACCAAUUUUCCAGCGCAACGCAGAUUACCAAGGAAGGAAAGACCCCAGACUUCAUUGACUCGCAGUACGAGAAGGUGUACAGCAAGAAGACAUCGGGUCGCAAGAAACAGGUCAUUACUGACGUGGGAUUCCGCUUGGAGAAGCCAGAACGCUUCACGCGUGACUUUGACUCGUCGCGUGGUGGACGAGGCGGUCGUGGUGGCCGUGGUGCUCGUGGCAACGGCCGCACUGGUGGCCGUGGUGGCCAUGGUGCUAAUGUUCCGAAUGUGACGGACAUGAGCGCUUUUCCCAGCCUCGGCUAA
This is a messenger RNA of Peronospora belbahrii, 816 nucleotides long. Lineage: Eukaryota; Oomycota; Peronosporomycetes; Peronosporales; Peronosporaceae. The record is from the annotation of a GenBank genome assembly.